UUAAGCUAGCUAGUCUACCGGUCACUAGCUAGCUAGAUACUCCAGCUAGAUUGGUUAGUGCAAUGUACGUAGUGCAUUGCAUGUGUUGAUUGGUCGUGUACGUGUUGUACUCUGCACGGGUGUGAUUUGGCUGGUGAUCAUUAGGUCGUUGAUGGAGCAAGCGAGCUUGUGCGGGAGGCGGCCGCGGGCGGAGACGCGCCACCCGGUGUACCGCGGCGUGCGGUUCAGGGCGGGGAAGUGGGUGUCGGAGAUCCGGGAGCUGCGCAAGCCCACCAGGAUCUGGCUCGGCACCUACCCGACGCCCGAGAUGGCCGCCGCCGCCUACGACGCCGCCGCAUUGGCGCUGCGGGGCGCGGGCACGGCGCUCAACUUCCCGGACGCGGCCGGGUCGCGCCCGGCACCGGCGUCCAUGUCCCCUGACGACGUCCGAGCCGCAGCGGCAGCGGCCGCCGCGUCUGCCACGGCCAGCUCAUGGACGACGACUUAUCGGAGCGACCAAUACUGCCAUCACGAUGUUCAGUUGCGUGGCGGCGAGGAGGACCGCCGCAGUGACCACAUAAUGGGCGUCGUGGACGAGGACGACGUGUUCGAGAUGCCGCGGCUGAUGGUGAGCAUGGCAGAAGGGCUCAUGAUAAACCCGCCGAUGCUGGGUCCAGCGGCGGCGGACGGUGGCACGGCGACGUCGUACUACACGGAGGUUGAGGUUGAGGAUGAGAAUUGUGUGAGCUUGUGGGAUCACUCUUGAUUGAUCGAUCACGUAGCUGGAGGUAGUGGA
Messenger RNA from Lolium perenne, 775 nucleotides. RefSeq names its product ethylene-responsive transcription factor ERF024-like. NCBI's taxonomy places the organism in Eukaryota, Viridiplantae, Streptophyta, Magnoliopsida, Poales, Poaceae. The record is from RefSeq and is a predicted model, not a curated record. Gene Ontology annotation, biological process: regulation of DNA-templated transcription. Gene Ontology annotation, molecular function: DNA binding; DNA-binding transcription factor activity.